AUUUUCUUCGUCAAACUCGUACGGACGAAUACUCCGCUGAAUCAAUAGUAAUAGAACCUCGUUGGUUUCUGAGACAGCCAGAGCCACCUUCGGAUCUGAGAGAUCGCCACGCACGCACGCACGCUUCCUUUGAUUUUGUCUUCCGCUUCGUCAUUUCCUAUUCUCAGCUUCCAAUUCUCCUCCUCCUUCUUCUAAUUCUACUUCUUUUCGAGGGUUUUCGUUCCUCUGUGCCUGAUUGAUCCCUAAUUCGAUACCAUGCGGAAGAAGCUCGAUACCCGUUUCCCCGCUGCUCGGAUAAAGAAGAUAAUGCAAGCAGAUGAGGAUGUCGGAAAGAUAGCGUUGGCAGUUCCUGUUUUAGUUUCUAAAGCUCUGGAGUUAUUUUUGCAAGAUCUUUGUGACCGCACUUAUGAAGUAACCCUUCAGAGAGGAGCAAAGACCAUGAAUUCAUUGCAUUUGAAACAUUGUGUACAAAGUUAUAGUGUUUUUGACUUUCUAAGAGACAUUGUCAGCAGAGUUCCUGACUAUGGGCAUGGCCAUGGCCAUGGCCAUUCAGAGGCUGGAGCUGAUGAUCGUGCACUUCCAAAGAGAAGGAAAGCUGUUGGUGACGACGGCAAUGACAGUGAUGAAGAGGCUAAGAGGAGUAAGAUGCGUGAGCUGGGCCACACUGGCACUCCUGGUAGGGGAAGAGGCCGAGGUAGAGGAAGAGGCCGUGGCCGAGGGGCUCGAACUAUUGAAAGAGAUAUCUGUCAUCAGCAGGUUGAAUCCGAGCCUUGCACCUCUAUUCUGCAAAGUAGCAAUGAUAUUCCUAACACUAGUGUGCCAAUAGAUAAUGGUCCACAAUCCAAGGAGUUACCAAAGGAGAACUUUGUGAUUUCUGAGGAAAGUACUCAAUCUUUCCGCAACAUUGAUCUGAAUGCUAACUUAAAUGAAAACGAAGACAAAAAUGCUGGCACAGCUGUUCCGGCUUCAUUGCCUGAGCCCACUUCCAUGGACACUGCCAUGGAGAUUAAACAUGAAGAAAUUCCAGGCUGGUCCCUAUCUGAUGUGGACAAGAUGGGCAUUGACACUAUGCAGCUUGCAAACCUAGGUAGUCGACUAGAAGAGGACGAAGAAGAUUAUGACGAGGAAGGGUAAAUAACAUACACUUUGGGGGAUUAACUCUGCUGGAAGCUCAUGGUAACAGUAGCAGAGUAAGUACGUACUAGUGCUAUGAUGACUAGCCUCUAGUACUGUAUGUCUCCCAUGCAAAGUAUCUGAUAACCCUCUCUCUUCUUUGUCUAUUCUGGUUUGUAUCUGUUCUCAUGUAGCUAGCAGAUGUAGCUUUUCUCUUAAUAGAAAUGUUAGCCUCAUGCACUUUUAGAUUUAAAUGGAUGUUGUUAGUUGACAACCACCUUGCUAGUUCAGGAUCAAACUCUUCGUAAAGCUUGGUUAUUAGCUGAAUUAAUCAUGUUGGGUUAUUCAAGAUA
This is a messenger RNA of Glycine soja, 1466 nucleotides long. RefSeq names its product dr1-associated corepressor homolog. The transcript has 6 exons. Gene Ontology annotation, cellular component: nucleus. Lineage: Eukaryota; Viridiplantae; Streptophyta; Magnoliopsida; Fabales; Fabaceae. The record is from RefSeq and is a predicted model, not a curated record. The coding region runs from base 256 to 1134 and encodes 292 amino acids. Gene Ontology annotation, molecular function: protein heterodimerization activity. Gene Ontology annotation, biological process: regulation of DNA-templated transcription.